This is a messenger RNA of Dromiciops gliroides (monito del monte), 4386 nucleotides long. It is a transcript of the gene ITPK1, whose product is annotated as inositol-tetrakisphosphate 1-kinase. Gene Ontology annotation, cellular component: cytoplasm. Gene Ontology annotation, biological process: inositol trisphosphate metabolic process. The record is from RefSeq and is a predicted model, not a curated record. Lineage: Eukaryota; Metazoa; Chordata; Mammalia; Microbiotheria; Microbiotheriidae. Gene Ontology annotation, molecular function: magnesium ion binding; inositol-1,3,4-trisphosphate 5-kinase activity; ATP binding.
GAGGUGGGGGGGGCAAGGCGCGCGCCGGCGGCCGGGUGGCCCUGGGGUAGCCCCCAAACGCCCCUCGAAUUCCCUGGAGGAAGUGGCUGGGACGGGUGGCGAAGGGCCGGAGGACAGGGCCGCGGACCCCUCCAGCCCCACAGCGGGAGGGUGUGUCAGUCCGUACCCCCCUUCCCCCCACUCCUAGUACCGGCGGGUGGAGGGGGGGGGGUGUUGCAAGAAGCCGCGGCGGCGGCAGGAGGAAGUGGCCACGGAGGCAGCGGCUGAGAAUAGCGGGCUCCCAGCGGCGGCCUGGAGGAGGAGGGGAGGAUUCUUUUUGCUCUGAGUCCCGGUUCCUGUUCGGUGAGUGGAGAUCUUGGCUGUGUGAACCUUGGAGAGACACGUCCUUGCCUGGCGCGAGAGCCCCCAUCCACCUCCUCUGCAGCACCCCCAUCGAAGGACGAAGAUGCAGACCUUUUUGAAGGGGAAAAGAGUUGGUUACUGGCUCAGUGAGAAGAAGAUCAAGAAGCUCAAUUCGGCCUUUGCCGACCUGUGCAGGAAAAGGGGCAUAGAAGUUGUGCAGCUCAACCUUAGCAGACCAAUUGAGGAGCAAGGCCCACUCGAUGUGAUCAUACAUAAACUAACUGAUGUCAUCCUAGAAGCCGAUCAGAAUGACAGCCAGUCCUUGGAGUUGGUUCACAGAUUCCAGGAAUAUAUUGAUGCUCACCCUGAGACCAUCAUCCUGGAUCCCCUCCCUGCCAUUAGAACCCUUCUAGAUCGAUCCAAAUCUUAUGAACUUAUUCGAAAGAUUGAAGCCUACAUGAAAGAUGAACGAAUCUGUUCCCCACCUUUCAUGGAGCUCACUAGCUUAUGUGGAGAAGACACCAUGCAGCUUCUGGAGAAAAAUGGACUGGCCUUCCCAUUCAUUUGCAAAACCAGAGUGGCUCAUGGCACCAACUCUCAUGAGAUGGCCAUCAUCUUCAACCAGGAAGGUCUCAGUGCCAUCAAGCCGCCUUGUGUGAUUCAGAACUUCAUCAAUCACAAUGCUGUCCUGUACAAGGUGUUUGUGGUGGGCGAGUCCUACACUGUGGUACAGAGACCGUCUUUGAAGAACUUUUCUGCAGGAACGUCAGACAGAGAAUCAAUAUUCUUCAACAGCCACAAUGUGUCAAAACCAGAGUCAUCUUCCGUCUUAACAGCACUGGACAAAAUCGAAGGUGUGUUUGAGAAGCCCUCGGAUGAGGUCAUCAGGGAGAUUUCCAAGGCUCUCCGGCAAGCGCUGGGUGUAUCACUGUUUGGCAUAGACAUUAUUAUCAACAAUCAGACCGGACAACACGCAGUCAUUGAUGUCAAUGCAUUCCCAGGCUAUGAGGGUGUAACUGAGUUCUUCACUGACCUCUUGAACCACAUAGCCGCAGUCCUGCAAGGCCAGAACCUGGAGGUGACCCCACUCAACCACAACAAGCUCCUGACUGACCCAUCUGGUGGCCUUGCGGGUGAGCGGACACGUGGCACCAGUACAGGGUGCUGCAGCAGCAUGAUGGGCAAAGACUCCUCUUGGAUCGUGGAGAGUGAGACCAACAGCUCGGUGAAACUGCAGCACCAGAGACUAGGGUGCAACACUGCUGUGUCCCCCAGCUUCCAACAGCACUGUGUGGCAACGCUGGCCACUAAAGCAUCCUCCCAAUAGCUGGUGGCACCAUGGACCAGGGCACAAGCAAAGGGCCCAUCUAGAAUCACAAUAAUGAGGCAAGCAACUUAGAAGAGUUCCACCUAGUAAUACAAAUUUCCAUUGAUUAUUUUUUUAACCUGAUUUCCUGAUGCAGUGAUCUAAAAGGAGGGUGGGGGGAACCCAUAGUGAUCAGAGUGGGAGAAAAUGGGAUGUUUCACCCACUUCCAUUUGCAAAUCUUUUAACAAGUUUACACACACUUGUGUUUUCAACACUAGACCUUAAUGUGUGAGAUGGUUGUUUUUUGCUUUUGAUGAUUUAUUUUGUGGCUUCUCGGUGUGAGAGAAAGUGUGUGUGUGUGUGUGUCUGUGUGUGUGUCUGUGUCUGUCUCUUUGUGUGUGUGUGUGUGUGUGUCUUUGUGCACGUAUGUGCAAAAUUACAUGUGGUUAUUCCCCCUUUAUAAACUGUAAUUGACUACCAUGGGCCAACCUGUGUGACCUUUAACAAGUUAUUUCACCUGUCUAAGCUUUAGAUUCCUCAUGUAUAAAUUGAGGGGGUUGGGCUCAAUCUCUAAGGUCCUUUAAGCCCUUAUGAUCCUAUGUCUUAAAUCCAGACUUCUGGCAUCAGAGGCCAAGGUUGAAAUUGUAUGUGAAUGUCAUAAUUUAAAGAGAGGUUGGAGUUAUUAUAGAUGGCUUCAUCUUCUCUUUUGAUUACCCACCUACUCCCUUAGUCAUGGUCCCCUCUUUCUCCUUUGGUCCCAGUCCUGCUUUUGCCCUACCACACAAUGCCAGUAGGAAAAUGACCUGUGCAGUGUCUAUCUGCUGGGCAGGAGGAGAUGAGUGGGUUGCAUUUGCCCUCUCUGCCCUGCCAUAACUCAUAGAGAGACCACCCAAAAUGACCCUCAGAGGUUAUAAAGUGUGCAGGUUUCUGUAGGAGGUACCCCUCUGAGUAGACCCUUUCAGGAAAGGAAUGGGAAGGCAUAAGGAAUCUUUCCAAUUCUGCUUUGGAAUAGCUUCUAGAAUGGUUAACUUUAGUGCCAAUUGAAAGAUUUUCUGGCUUCCCUCAGAGACAUUCUCUGCACACCCAGCCAGACCCAUCAUUCAACAAUUUUAUAACUUGCUGCAGAUAUGAGAGGACUCAGGUUCUAGUCCCAGUUCUUCCACUAACUUUCUGUGUGACCUUUUGAGACUCACCUUCCUUCUCUGGGCUUUAAUUUUCUUCUCUUUGGACAAGAAUGAUUCCUUUAAAGAUUCAGUCUUGCCAUAAAAUACUAUGAUUCUGUGAAGCAUUCCUAGAUCUUGAAUAAGUUAAGGGAGAUGGGUAAACUCAUUAGCAUAAUCGAGGGGCAUAACUGUUCUCUUUUAGGUCUCUCUCCCUCUCCCCCCCCCCCCAACAGACUCUGAAAAUAAGGCUAUAUAUUGUUUUUCAGUGUCAUCCAUCCAUGGCGUACAUUGUAAACCAGAGCAGUCUGGUUAACACUGACCCAUUGAAAGACUUGUGGCAGAGUCCAUAAACUGUACCUUGUAGUCUAUAGCAUUUCAACCCAGUGUCUGCCAUUUCUUAACUUUCAGCUGUUCUUGCAAAUCCUGAACACUAAGUUGACAGUCAAAGGUUUAAUUGGCAAGAAGUUGAUUUUGUUCCCCCUCUUCCCUCAAUACAAGGUCUAGGAACAGCCUAAAAGAAUCACUUUGACGAGUAGCCAAACUAACACCACACUGUAAAUUACUGUUCCCAGUCCAGACUAUACUGCAGAUGAGCAAAAUGCUUAAAUUCUCUUCUGUAACCUCCCACCCCCAUCCUGAUCUCCUUGGAACUUUGUCCAGACCAAGGAGACAGAGCAGAGAGUUGGAGUGGUGGUGGAAGGUGAAGGACACAAAGAAGCAGAAGAAGAAUCCAUUUUCUAAGUUUAUAGGUUAUCAAAAAUAAGGACUUUGAGUAGAAAAAGUUUUGUGGACCAUUACAGAUGCUCUGGGCUGCCCAAUGGGGCCAGCUCUUCUAAACCUUUGUUUGGCCAUCCUUUCCCUGCCCCCAAGCUCAAGUGGUGAGGGGGGGGGUGUGUGGCGAGUGGGGAGUUAUCUCAUUUUUUCAAAACAUUCUCAAAGAUUUGUUAUGAUGUGUGGUGAUAUAUAAACGUUCUCCCCAGAUGACUUUUUUUUGAUGACUUUUUGAUGAUUUUCUUUGUCAAAUCUUUUUUUUUUUUUUUGAGUUAAAUAGUAAGCUCUAAAUGCUUUUUUAGAAGAGAAAAAAAUAUUUGGAUCUUCUUCUGAUUCAUACACAGUGAGGACAUCCUGGACGAGAUUCUGCCAUUGUAAGCUCUAUAUGGUACUGAGUUAAGCAAGGGAGGGACAAAUGAGAUGAUGUGUGAAGCACUUUGCAAACCUUUAAGCGCUAGAUGAAUGCUAGCUAAUCCCCUCUUGGAAAAAAUCCACAUGCCCCAGUUGGGCAGUGGUGGGGAAGGGGACAGGGGUUGGGGUUGAGGGAGGGAGGAAGAGUGAAAGGAUGGACCUAAUUGAAACUGUCACGCUUUCUAGGAACUUGAGAGCUUUCCAGCUAACCAUGUUUACAUGACUUCAAAGCAUUAGAUCCAGUUUUAAUGUCUGUAUGCUGUUCUUAGCUCUACCUUUGAAUCAGAGUGGAUUAAUCUGGCUUGCCUUGGAAAGUUUGGUUAGCCGAUUUUGCACUGUCUUGUUUCUCCAAAAUAAACUACUGAAAUGUAAUUGUAUUUUAUACUUGUUUA